Messenger RNA from Sphaerodactylus townsendi, 487 nucleotides. RefSeq names its product NADH:ubiquinone oxidoreductase subunit B5 (gene NDUFB5). The record is from RefSeq and is a predicted model, not a curated record. NCBI's taxonomy places the organism in Eukaryota, Metazoa, Chordata, Lepidosauria, Squamata, Sphaerodactylidae. The transcript is spliced from 3 exons. Bases 61 to 381 code for a protein of 106 amino acids.
AAGUCAUUUUGAUCACCCUGAGCUGCCCUGAGAACCUUUGGGCUGAGAUAUAAAUGAAUAAUGACAAAAGCUGAUAAUUUCUUCCAAUCAGGUGAAGCUGAACUUGCCGAGAUUCCGGAAGGUUAUGUUCCAGACCAUUGGGAGUACUAUAGCCAUCCCAUAACUCGAUGGAUUUCUCGCUAUAUUUUCGACCCGCCUGAAAAGGAGUAUGAAAAGGCCUUAACUUUUCUUGAUGUGGAACGUCAGAAAAUCGAGUUAAGGCGGAAGGAGAAGGAAGUAAAUCGACUCAUGAAAGAAAGGGGGGACGGCCCGUGGUAUUUCUACGAAACCCCCAGCACAAGUCUUAUUGAUUAUGAUCCUAAAUCCACACCCGACAACUGAGCUUUCCAAACUUCUGCCUCAAAAGAGCGCACUGCAAAGAGCAACCGAAUUAUGUAAUAUAUCUCUGACUUGGUAACUCAAAUAAAAAAAAAUAUUGUUUCAGUUA